Molecule: messenger RNA, 2203 nt
Organism: Electrophorus electricus (electric eel)
Lineage: Eukaryota; Metazoa; Chordata; Actinopteri; Gymnotiformes; Gymnotidae
Gene: tmem229b
Product: transmembrane protein 229B
Source: RefSeq, a predicted model, not a curated record
CUGGCCAAACGCGUCUCUGAGCAUGUGCUGCUGCUGCAGUGAAGUCAAACGUGUCAGUUACCAUCGGAGAGAGGGAGGAGAGCGAGGUCAGCUGCAGGAAAUACACCGUGAGAGGGAACCGGCACGACCAUUUCCCUGUUUUGUAGCCCGUCCUACCGCAGACCACGAUGGAUUUUCAGAGGCCUGACCCUACUCACUGAGCGCUCCAAGCCCAAACGCACGCCAACCCCCGCAUCUCCCAAGCCCACCGCUCGUAAGAGCAGUGCCCGGCAUGCCCCCCGAGCCGCUUACCGCCCUGUCGCGGUGGUACCUGUACGCCAUCCACGGCUACUUCUGCGAGGUCAUGUUCACGGCGGCGUGGGAGUUCGUGGUGCACUGCAACUGGAAGUUCCCGGGCGUGACCAGCGUGUGGGCGCUCUUCAUCUACGGCACGUGCAUCCUCAUCGUGGAGCGCAUGUACCUGCUGCUGCGGCGCCGCUGUAGGGUGCUGCUGCGCUGCACCAUCUACACGCUGUGGACCUACCUGUGGGAGUUCGGCACGGGCCUCCUCUUGCGGCAGUUCGACGCUUGCCCCUGGGACUACUCCGGCUUCAGGUACAAUUUCAUGGGGCUGAUCACCGCCGAGUACGCCGUGCCCUGGUUCUGCGCCUCCUUCAUCGUGGAGCGCCUUGUGAUCCGGAACACGCUGCGGCUGCGCUUUGACGAGGGGGCGGAGCCUGGGCGGGGCGGGGAGGACGCCUACGCUGGCAGGGGAGAGGGGGGUGAAGGUGCGUGGAGGGGGAGAGGAGCCAGAGCAGUGGCCACCAACGCUAAUGGCUACGUGAAGGUGGACUGAGUUAAGAAUGAUGUCCAGCCCCCCCUUCUUUUCGGUGUGGAAGGUGUGUUUCCCCUUUAUCUUUCCUCUUUUACCCUGACUCUGUCCCCACACUUCUCUCCAGCUCUCUUCUGCCCUGCUCUCUAGCAGAGAGAUUUCUUUCAAACACAGGUGGUGUGGAUCAAUGAAGAAAAACAAACCAAAACUUAAAAAAAAAAUAAAAAAAAAAUAAAAAAAAAAUUAAAAACCACUCCAACAAGGAAUACAACCACGAAGAGUUGUGCGGUUUUAUCUGCCCAUCUGACCGUAGUCCUCUGCUCACCCAGAGGAGUGUGCGGUGUCGCCAAUAGUGCCCCGGGCCUGGCGUGCCUCCUCCAGCUGCAGUCUUGUCGAGAGAUGAUUGAUGAGAGGAGUGUGUUGGGGCAAGUGGAGUCACGCGUCACUGUAUCAUUACCUCCCAGACCAGCCCGUCCAGCUCAGACAACGAGGUGAUGGAGGAAGGAGAGAAUAAAACAGGGUGUUGAGCCGAGGAAAUGAUAUCUUAAAAAGAAUAUGUUCACAGAAAACAUGAAAAGCUAUUAAAAAGUUUAGGCUUUGUUUUAGCAUAUUAACAAAGUCAACAGUGUGUAGUAGCAAGAGAAAAUAACUUAUGAAAUAUGAACUUACCUUUUGAAGUUUGCGUUAUUUAUUAAUAUUUAUCUGAAGUUAGAUAAGUAACUUAAGUAUAGUAUAGGCUUAGAGAAUACUGUAUACUGUGCCCUAAAGCAAUGCAUUGUACUUGAAUCUAGUGUUUUUAUACUGAUAUAAAAGAUCCCAGUGCUUGAACUUGCAUGAAAAGAGUGUCUUCCAGGUUUUUUCAUAAAAAGGCAGAUCUGAAAUGUAUUCUGUAUUCUGUUUUAAUCCAACCACAUAAACUAACACUCAACAGAGUACUGUAUAGUUUUCACUUAUACUGAUGAUCAUUAGAUAUAUGGGACAAAAAAAAUCCUGUAAGUACACAGGAGAGUGUGGUGAAAGAAGCAUGGAAAAAUGUGAUCUGGUGCUAAGUUAUCACCCUGACCACACACACACACACAAACAAACAAACAAAUAUCUCUGCAUGGAUGGAGAAGGGUCCAGACACCUUCAGUCCCACAAAUGGAAAAUAAACUGAUACUUAGAAAAAUACUGUGGCAGUGGCUACAAUGAACAGUGUAAACAUGUGGAGAACUCUUCAGUUAACAAGUACCUGUUCUAACCAUUCAUUAAAGACUUGGCAAGUGCAUGAUAAAACAUUAUGGUUGCUAAUACCAGAAAGCUUGGAACAGUUGAUUAUGAUGAAAGUGUCUGAUGCUCAAUUUUGUAUCAGAAUCCCCCAAUGUGUUAAAUAAAAACUUUGCACCAGUUUGA